AUGCAUCUCUCUUUGUUGGUUACGGCCUGCGCUCUGUUUGCUCAACCUUUGAUGGCCGAAAAUGUUCUGACCUACUGCGCUACCGAAAAUACCGGUGCCUCCCAAGCGUCAAAUUACAGUGACUUCCAGUCGAACGGAUUGUGCGAAAAUCAUUGUGCCAGCUACGGUCUUGGAGUCUUGCAAGGGAAGCACUGCUGGUGUACGGACGUCGCUCCCGCUGUGGCCGACAGGAAAAGUGUUUCGGAUUGUUCUACCGGUUGUCCUGGCUACCCUGCAGAUAGCUGUGGUAGCUCUUCCAAGGGCGUUUUCGCGUAUGUCGCGGUCUCUGGCAACGACGACGACGUCACAAGCACAGCUACGGCGUCUGAUUCUACUACAUCCACAUCGACAUCAUCAACCACAUCAACCUCUUCUACUACCUCCGAUGUCACAACUACCGCCCAAUCCACUGUUGCCGUCGAGACCAAUGCCAGUGGAGAAGUGAAAACCGUUACCGUUGCAGCGUCGUCCGCAACCUCCAGCCUCGAUCUUUCAUCCGCCAGCACUUCCAAGAAGGGACUUGGCGGAGGCUCAAUCGCUGGUAUUGUCAUCGGCGUGCUUGGAGGUCUCGCCCUUGUCGGCGCUCUCAUCUUCAUGGUCUUCUUUUAUCGGAAGCGAGCGCGUACUGCCAGUCCUGUUCCCAGUCAAGACAUGACUGACCGCACCAGCCAAGGCUCGAACUUCUCCCGCGGCGUUUUUCCUCAAGGCGCGACUAGUCUGGGACGCAAGGGAACUUUCACCGAUGGUCGCCUUAAGACCACCAUCUAUCCCAACGGUCCUCGCGAUAGCAGUGUGUCGCUGCAAGAUAAUGAAGACUAUUCGCGACCAGUCCUCCGGCUUACCAACCCCGAUUAA
Molecule: messenger RNA, 894 nt
Organism: Penicillium taxi
Lineage: Eukaryota; Fungi; Ascomycota; Eurotiomycetes; Eurotiales; Aspergillaceae
Exons: 4
Coding region: 1-894 (297 amino acids)
Source: RefSeq, a predicted model, not a curated record